AUGCUAAAAUUGGUGUCAGACAAAAUAUUUACUAUCUCAAAAACCGCCAGUACAAAAACCCGUAUAAAAAAAACGCCAAACCAAAUUAUCACGAGGAGUAGAUAUCUAUUGCAGUCUUUGAAGGCGUCUUUUGUAUUUAUUGUCGAGUCGUCGUCGUUGCAUGAUAAUAGUUCAUUACUUGAAAAGAACAAGAAUAUUGCUGAUAGUAACAAUAAUUAUUGGUGGGAUCAAUUAACAUCCCGGGAUACGGAAACAACAUCCGAACCAGUAGUAGACGCAGAACAACGAGAAAUAAAUACCGCCUACAUCGACAAUAUUAACAAAAUCAUCAAACUACAAGAGGAUCCACUUCCACAUAUUCAAAGACUAGAAGCUUCAAUAUCAAAAAAAAAUGCGACAGAAAUCUCCAACGCAUAUACCGCACUCUUCAAGGCCGGAAAACAAAAACAUCUCACACGACAAAACUACCGUGACGCAAUGACAAUCCUGAAGAAAUCGACAGAUUCCCACCACUUGACUCUGCUCUACCAAAUGCUUCACGACAUGGAAACAGUAGGACUGACACCCGGAAAUUUCGAGUACAAUCAAUUGAUUUACGCGACUGGAGUUGUGCAUUUACAACCCGACAAAUCUAUGGAAAUUUACCAGCAGAUGCUUGACCAUAGAGUCCAAUUGACGGAUCGUACAUUUAAUAAUUUGCUCAAUGCAUACAAGAGGAAUUUGGAUGUCGAGGGAGCGUUGAGAGUGUAUAGAGAGAUGCGGGAGAAAGGUGUCCGGCCGGACAUUGUGACGUAUAAUUCGUUGAUUGAUUUGUUUGCAAAGAAGAAAGAGAUGAGUAAGGGGAGAGAAUUGUAUCGGGAGAUGAUAGAAAUUGGUGUUACGCCUGACAUGAUGACAUUUUCUACUUUGCUAAGUGGAUACAUUGAUGCUGGAGAUAUGGAGAAUGCUCAAUCAAUUUACGAACUGAUAAUGACGAGGAAUAAUGGCGAGCUAAAAAAUAUGGAUUAUAUCAUGGUAAACACGAUAAUCAAAUAUUAUACCGCAAAAGGAGAAACAGAGAAUGCAUUGAAUGUAUAUAAGGAUAUGUCGAAACCUUCUGCCUCAUUAUCACCAGAUAAUGACUCUACAUCGAUAACAACAGCCGGAAUAUCUUCACCAAAUGCACCCAAUAUAUACACAUACAACACAUUAAUCGACCAUCACCUAAAAAAACAUCAAUUCUCUGACGCAACAAACAUUUUCCAACAAAUGAUUGAACAAGGAGUGAAACCAAAUCCGGUGACAUACUCCACAUAUAUUGAAGCAUUACUGAAUGUCAAUGAUUUCGAGGAAGCGAUAUUCUUAUUAUCGUCCAUGACUAAUCAAGGCCUGAAACCUACUUUGCAAACAUUUUCCUCUUUUAUUACGAAAGAUUAUGAUGAAUUAAAUGACGAUACGAAAACGAAUGCUAUUAAUAAACUCAAAAAUUUACAUACAUCAAUCAAUCUACUGAACCAAAUGCGCGAAUAUGGACACAAACCAGACAUUUACUUGUACAAUACAAUGCUGGGCACGCAAUUUGAGUUAUCGGAUUACCAAGGAGCUCUGGAAACAUACCGAAAAAUGGUACGGGACAAUGUAAAAUUAAACGAGUUAUCAUAUGUCACACUGAUAAAAAUUUCGAAUCAGCUUGGGAAUCAUACCGAAGCUUUAAAGUUCUACUCGGAGUUAGUUUCAUAUAUACGGCGACAACAGCUCGAAGGAGAAUCACAUCUAAACACCGAACAGUACAAUCAAAUAUUGGCCUCGUUUGCGAGAUCAUUACGAAUGACAGAAGCACAACGAGUCUUUAAUGAUUUACUACGACAACAUGAUAGAAGAACAGAAGACACUGCAUCACCUGAUUCACUAACUUACGGUAUUUUAUUAACUGGCUUCGGAUAUGUAAAUGAUCGCGAAUCAAUACGAAGGAUACACAACAUAUUAAAUAUGGACUGGGGACUCACGCCAACCAUACAACUAUACAACGCACUAAUGAAUGCGUACAACAUCGUAGGUGAUGGUUCACAAGUACUCAAAAUCUGGGAUGCAUUAUGGCUCAGCAAUCAAAUUAUUGAUGUCGCCUCUGUCUCCAUAAUACUGGACAAUUGUGCAUACAAUAAUUAUAUGUGGCGUAUACGUGGUAUUUGGCGAGACUUGAAAGCUCACAAAUUCCCACUAAACACAAACAACUACAAUUCGUUUAUCGAGGCUUUGGCGCGACAUUCGUUUUUUGAUGAGGCGAUUAGCGUCUUGACUGUGGAGAUGGUACAAGAUAAUGUCAAGCCAAACGCGAAAUCGGUGCGCACUAUCCUAUCAAUGUUACAUAAUCGACAAAGAUCGACCGAGGAGUAUUAUGUUAUUUCCUGGGUGAGGGAACAGUUUCCAGAGUUGGCUCGCGAGUUAAAACUUGUUAAAGAAGAUGAUGAAUGA
Molecule: messenger RNA, 2451 nt
Organism: Ambispora gerdemannii
Lineage: Eukaryota; Fungi; Glomeromycota; Glomeromycetes; Archaeosporales; Ambisporaceae
Source: the annotation of a GenBank genome assembly